UUGACUAUGAUGCCUGGCAUAAACAGAAAAAACAGCCAACGCAAAGCCCUCCCACAAGGCCUAGGGCCACGUCAGCACCGCCAAGGUUACCCAAAAGGCCAAGAUGGUCACCUUCUAUGGAAACACAAACGCCUGUGACACCUACACUUUCUACGUCACCUACACCACCGCCCAGGGAUCCUACUGCACCUUGCAUGACACCCAUACCACCACCAGCUGACAUGGGACAACAGUGUUUGUCAAACGGAAAAGGUAAUGUACAACCUAUUCUUAGUGUCAAAUCUAUGCUAGGGGUGUUUGUUUCCCACAAUAUAAAAGAAAAUAUUAUACAGAGGUCAAAUAUUGAUAUGGCCAGUGUUGCCUUGUUAUAA
Molecule: messenger RNA, 371 nt
Organism: Ruditapes philippinarum (Manila clam)
Lineage: Eukaryota; Metazoa; Mollusca; Bivalvia; Venerida; Veneridae
Exons: 1
Source: RefSeq, a predicted model, not a curated record